This is a messenger RNA of Myxocyprinus asiaticus (Chinese sucker), 3210 nucleotides long. Its product is annotated as SRSF protein kinase 3-like. Gene Ontology annotation, molecular function: protein kinase activity; ATP binding. Bases 412 to 2745 code for a protein of 777 amino acids. Gene Ontology annotation, biological process: protein phosphorylation; regulation of mRNA processing; spliceosomal complex assembly. The record is from RefSeq and is a predicted model, not a curated record. NCBI's taxonomy places the organism in Eukaryota, Metazoa, Chordata, Actinopteri, Cypriniformes, Catostomidae. The transcript has 16 exons.
ACGAGCUCAUGUUUGAGCACAGAUCCCCCCCUCUCACCCGCUGCAGUGGUGUCGCCCGCUGCCUUCACAGAGCUGUUAUUGUGCAGAGAGAGAGAGAGAGAGAGAGAGAGAGAGAGAGAGAGACUUCUCAUCAGCAGACAACAGCAGCUGAACGAACAGAAACAAAACAAUCAGAUUGAGAGACAGACAGGAAACAGUGAGUCAGUGUAAGAUUCACAUCCGAUCCGAGUGUGUCCUCCAUCCUUUCUUUUCCCGUGAGGAAGAGGAGAACGGAGGAGGAGGAAGACCCCCCUCACCUCCAGCACGCAGAAAAACGCUCCGGAAGAGACAGACAGACAGACAGACAGACAGAACGAGGGUUUUAUUCGUUUGUGCUUCUGCUCCGUUUUUUCGGGAGCGAGUGACGUGCUCAUGUCCGUCAACUCGGAAAAAUCCUCUUCCCCAGAAAGGCCCGACACACAGAAGGUUCCAUCAGCCCCGCCUCCUGCCCCGCCUCCACCGCCUCCUCCCGAACCGGCCGCCCCACCAGAGGAAGAGAUCCUGGGCUCAGACGAUGAAGAGCAGGAAGAUCCGGCAGACUACUGCAAAGGUGGCUACCAUCCAGUGAAGAUUGGCGACCUGUUUAAUGGCAGAUAUCAUGUGAUUCGUAAACUGGGCUGGGGUCAUUUCUCCACUGUGUGGCUGUGUUGGGAUAUUCAAGGGAAGCGUUUUGUUGCGAUGAAGGUGGUUAAGAGUGCGCAGCACUACACAGAGACGGCACUGGAUGAAAUUAAACUCCUCAGAUGUGUGCGUGAGACAGAUCCUGAUGACCCCAAUAAAGAUAUGGUCGUUCAGCUCAUAGAUGACUUCAAGAUCUCUGGAGUCAAUGGAAUUCAUGUGUGUAUGGUGUUUGAAGUUCUCGGUCAUCAUUUGCUCAAGUGGAUCAUCAAGUCUAAUUAUCAGGGUUUGCCGUUACCCUGCGUGAAAAGCAUCAUUAAACAGGUUCUCCAGGGGUUGGAUUAUCUGCACAGUAAAUGUAAGAUCAUCCACACAGAUAUCAAACCCGAGAACAUUCUCAUGUGUGUGGACGACGCCUUUGUACGCAGGAUGGCGGUCGAAGCCACAGAGUGGCAGAAAUCUGGAGCUCCUCCACCGUCUGGAUCUGCAGUCAGCACGGCUCCUCAACUCUUACAGGUGGGUAAAAUCUCGAAGAACAAGAAGAAGAAGUUGAAGAAGAAGCAGAAGCGGCAGGCGGAACUUCUGGAGAGACGGAUGCUGGAGAUAGAAGCUCUGGAGAAAGAGGCGGAGCAACAGAGAACAACAAAUCCCGCCCACAGCCCCACCCACAGUCCCACCCUCGUGCUGGGGGACAGUGAGGAUGAUGAUGAUGAGGAUGUUGAUGAGGAAGAAGAGACUGAAGGAGAGAAAGCACGACCCGUCAGACUCACUAACCACACAUGUGCAGAGACUGAUCAGGAGGAAGUAGAUGAGAACGAGGAAGACUGUGAUGUCACUUCCACCACAGACUGUCCAGCUGAAGAGUCCACAACAGAGACAAAUACACACACACACACUGACACUCCUGAGGAAGAGACAGACAACACCAGAGAAACAGAUGAGCAGGAAGGAAAUGAGGAAAAGAGAGAGGAAGAGGAACAGGAACAGGAAGAGGAAGUUAAAGUGAAUGAACAGGAAACUGAAGUCACAUCGUCACAGAGCGCAGAUGACUCGCAUGAGGCAAAACCACACGAGUAUCCAAGAGAGAAAACAGAUGCAGCGAAAGAGACGACAGAUAGGAAAGAGGAAGACGAUGAUGAGGAAGAGGAGGAUGAGGAAGAUGAUGAAGGUCACAAUCAUAAUGACUCAUCUAAAACAAACGGUCAUGUUAUUAUGGGUGCACAGGAAGUAGAGUGCCAGUCAACCCCACCACAGCCUGUACAGUCAUCAUCGGCUCUCCUGUGCCCGCUGGUCGAUUCAGAGAUCAGCACGACCGACCGCGACGUUUCUGACGCAUCGUACGAACUUUAUAACGGAGAAAUGGCCAGACUCAUGAACGGAGCGCAACACUGUGGCACAAUGCCACGCUACCCAGAGUUACCACUCGAUCCCGAACCAACCGACUGCGUGCAAGAUGAAGCUCAAGCUCUCAACACAAACGCCGACCGCAGCCGAACCGUAUCAUCAUCAAGCACCGGAGACACACCGAAAGUGCGGAUUCGAGCAGCUGAUCUGUUAUUAAGUCCAUUGGAUCCUGGGAACGCUGAAGUCCUGAGAGUGAAAAUAGCCGAUCUGGGCAAUGCAUGCUGGGUGCACAAGCACUUCACUGAAGACAUCCAGACACGUCAGUACCGCUCCAUCGAGGUUCUGAUUGGAGCAGGAUACAGUACGCCUGCUGAUAUAUGGAGCACCGCAUGCAUGGCGUUUGAGUUGGCGACAGGUGAUUAUCUAUUUGAACCUCAUUCUGGUGAAGACUACUCGCGCGAUGAAGAUCACAUCGCUCUGAUUAUGGAGUUACUGGGAAAAAUCCCUCGCAAAAUCAUCACAGCAGGAAAAUACAGUCGUGAGUUCUUCUCUAAGACAGGUGAGCUGCGGCACAUCACUAAAUUAAAGCCCUGGUCGCUGUUUGACGUUCUGGUGGAAAAAUAUGGCUGGGUGGCCGAAGACGCCGGUCAUUUCACUCACUUCCUGUUGCCCAUGUUGGAGAUGGUUCCUGAAAAACGCGCCUCUGCUUCAGAGUGCCUCAAUCACCCCUGGCUUAACUCAUAGCACUUUUCUCAAUCAGACUCAUCGACGCCCCCGUGGACACAUCCUGAACUGCAGGGGGGGCGGGGUCAGGGGGUCGCGGGGGACUGUGAAUCACAAGUGUCAAGACUCCAUCACAUCGGUUUUGUCAACACACACACACACAUUUUUAAUGUCUCAUCUGAGAUGAAGCUUCAGUCAUCGAUGGUCUUCCUCAUUUUAACAGAGAUGAACAGCCUGAAUUCAGAGAAGCCAGAGGAGGAAGUGAGGUCAUUUCACAUCAGAGGAGGAAGUGAGGUCAUUUCACAUCAGAGGAGGAAGUGAGGUCAUUUCACAUCAGAGGAAGUGAGGUCAUUUCACAUCAGAGGAGGAAGUGAGGUCAUUUCACAUCAGAGGAGGAAGUGAGGUCAUUUCACAUCAGAGGAGGAAGUGAGGUCAUUUCACAUCAGAGGAAGUGAGGUCAUUUCACAUCAGAGGAAGUGAGGUCAU